Messenger RNA from Aspergillus sclerotioniger CBS 115572, 790 nucleotides. RefSeq lists its product as uncharacterized. Lineage: Eukaryota; Fungi; Ascomycota; Eurotiomycetes; Eurotiales; Aspergillaceae. The coding region runs from base 181 to 606 and encodes 141 amino acids. The transcript has a single exon. The record is from RefSeq and is a predicted model, not a curated record.
GCUGGUUUCCUGGCUCAGAGCGGCAGAGUAGUCGACGUCUUCGGGUGGCUCUGUAGGCAUAUUAUUGAUGUUGAUGGUCACGGGAUGUAGAUAAAAGCAACUGAAAGACCAGAGACAGUGGCACAGAUGAAUUCUGACAAGAUUUCAGACAGACAAGCAGCGCAAUAAGUAACUUGACAGAUGUGCUGGGAAGAUGGCGAAAUCAAGCGACGAGUAGAUCGUUGGAGGCAACGCGCGUCCAUACAGCAGAUGAGUGUGGCAUGCUGGCCCUUGCUGUCCGAACCGUGGAUAUUCCCUAGCUCCCCUUCUUUAAUUUUUGGUUUCCUGUCGCAAAACUCAUCCCGGUUGGGUCGGGGUGGGUACGAUAGGAACGAUCUAGCAGGGGCAGGGGCAGGGUUAAAUCCAGUGACGACGGUAAUGGUUCCUUGCUUGAUCAUUUCGCCUCUAUUACUUAUCAACGGUUGCCAAUCGGCUGGAAAUUUUGCCAUGUUCCAGAGAAACUAUUUCCUGGGUAGCCCAUCAGGUUUCCCCACAAGACCCACAGAGCUCAGAGCACUGACCCAUGCCCUUGUGUAUCAUUCAUUGAUCAACGCAUCACUUGACUAGGCAUCAGGGAUCGAGUCAGGAGACGUAUGUUGCAAGAGCUUCCGAAAAAUCAUUGAGGUUGAUGGUUUGCAUUUCGAAAUAGAUGAAGCAACUGCAUUUGGUGCCACAUGUAGUCGGAUCAACCCAGCCAUCUUUCAAUUCCGGAUCCAGUACCCACUGGUGGAGGCCUCAAAGCAUGGGUCAC